This is a messenger RNA of Toxorhynchites rutilus septentrionalis, 1917 nucleotides long. RefSeq lists its product as uncharacterized. NCBI's taxonomy places the organism in Eukaryota, Metazoa, Arthropoda, Insecta, Diptera, Culicidae. The transcript is spliced from 4 exons. The record is from RefSeq and is a predicted model, not a curated record. Bases 592 to 966 code for a protein of 124 amino acids.
AACGAUGAAGUCGACUAUUACAACGUAAACAUCCAACGUGUAAACAGCGAAUAAGUUCGCGUUCCAUUCAUUUCCCGAUGGUUGUGCGAGACGAAGAUAUAGUCAUUAUUAAUCAGUGAGACACGCGCGAUGCUUCACCUCGAACCCACUGAAUCUAGCUCUGUAGUGAUAAAUAUUCAUCUGCUCGAAUCUCAACGGAGGAGAUUCUCUUCGCCAAAGUGUAGCGGGAGAACCAGUUUCCAGCAUAUCCUUCCGUUAACACCGCGUACCGGUUCAACCUGCCGGCUCCGGUGAAGAAGAUCAAUUGCGCGAUUGGCGAAUAUGCAAAUAACUCCCACGGAAUGCUGUAUUUUUUUGUGUUUCGCUUAUUCUCGUUUGGACCAAAGCAAAACUGGAGGUAAUUCGUUGGUAGGCUGCCAGUGUUUAUUGCCGUGACGCGAAAGAAUACCAUCGAAAGUGGUUCAGUAAGAGCGCACAAUCGGGAAUGGGAGCUUAGUGUCGGUUUCUAGUUCAAUAGUUCAGGAAAUCAAAGCAGUGAAUGCGGUUGAAGAUUUUUAGUGCGCGUCUACAAAAUCAGAAAGUGACACGAUUAUGAAAAACAUAUUGGUUGCAUGUUCGAUGUUCAUCGGGAUUUGGAUGGUUUGCUCUCGCCCAGCAGAUGAAAAUUAUAAAGGGAUCGAAAUCGAAUCAAUCUUGGAUGAGAAAGAAGGCAAUGGUACCAUUUAUGCGCAUUUGCUCUCCGAUGGAACUAUGGUUCGUCGAAAAACAUACACCAAACUUGUGAAUGGAGUUGAAAUCAUCGUUCAAGAAGGCAUAUAUUCGUUCAUAGGCGAAAACAAUCUCGUGCACAAAGUAUUCUAUGUUGCAGACGAGAAGGGCUACCGUGCUAGAAGUACAAUAUCCAAUUCGACAGGUUUCAUCGAGGAUUCAAUCGAUCAAAAGCCGAUUAUACGAACAACUUUUUAACUGACCCAUCAUCAAGGAUGCGUAAAACCCCUGUGAAAACAAACACUCCGAAAGAUCAAAACUGGUCCAUCUUCCCUGUUUAUGGCAUAAAACGACUCCUCUCGUUGACACUGGCUUUUGUACAAAUGACCGCAACUCUCAAAGCCACCCAAGUUCAACAACAAAGCUGACCACUCUCCUUUCCAAGAUGAUGCUGCAUUUAUAAUUAGCUGCUCAUCAUGUUACUCACCGUAAUGACAAAAGGUUAAUUGACUUCUCACAUCGUACGUGGUGAAUUGUUAAAUGCAACAAAGCACCGACACCAGCACGGAUGCUGUCCCCUAUGAAUUCAUGCUCAUCUCAGGUUCAUACGGUGAUUAAGAUCAAAUCUGUAACAAGAGAUAAAAAAAUACAGCAUAGGCGAGUGGAAGCAUCUGAUCAACCGCUGUGGCGAUGUUCGUUGAGGGACAAAACAGGCUUUUAUUUUCCAUAUAAGUUUGUUUUUGUACUCUAAUUCCUUCCACAAUGCAGGUAAUCGGAAAGGGAGGACCUGUUUUCGCUGCUCGAUGGUCGUAAAUGGACAUCAAGAGGCAGGUAAUGUGAGCACAAUAAGCAAACCACGAAGGGAAUGUCCCUUCGAAAACGGAAAUUAUGCUGAAGCGUAAAAACCCGUUUUCUCUUUACCUCGUGUUUUCAUUUGGACUGAACUUAGCUGUACGAGGUACGCAAUUUGCGAUAUGUUCUGUUCAUAGGUCUAGUAUAGGUUGUUGAAAUUCUUGGUUUGAAGAUCCAAUAGUAUGAUUGAUGGUAAAGACAUUGUUACAUGAUAAUUUGCUAUAAUAGCAAAAAUACAUUGAUCUCUCCUUAGUAUUAUUCUGAUAUUCUGCUUCUCUCGUGUAAGUAAGCGAUAAUGGAUAGUGUGUUUCAAUUUAACAUAUCAAUGUUUUAAAUGUCACCAGCGUAUAACUUCAA